UCUGCAGUCAGUCAGUCAGGCAGCCAGCCGCCUGACUUGUAGGAGGAGGGACAGGAAAAUGCCUUUCUCUGUGGGAGACAUUAGCCCUUGUGAUCUCAUGAAUAUAUUAUAGAGGGUCAUUGUGCAAUGAGGAAGGUAUUGCUGAGCUGCCAGGUUGUGGCCUGCCCCAAGCACAGACUGCAACAAGCUUAUUCUAAUUGACUCGUAUAGCUUAUAGUUAGUUACUGUUUAAAGGUGACACCGCAUGGAAGUUUGCAAUAAAUAAGAAUAGCAUAAUAAUAUUUAAAGCGUUAUUUAUAGUGUACUCGUCAAGAGUCUGGGAUGUAAAAACAAAAAGAAAAACAUAUUAUUAAUACGCUCGACAACACGGUAAUCAAGCAGCCUUGUCUUGUUAGCAGGGACUGCGACACUAGCUAGCUAGUUAGCCGAGUAGCUAACCGUCUACAAUCAAGCGGCUCUUCAUCGUCUGGCAGCUGGAGCAGGCAAAAGGGCUGCCUCUUGAGGACUGUGGGGGCUCUCUAAUGAUCCCCCCCCCGUUCAUCCGAUGAACCCCCUUAACUCCAUGAAACCUUCCCUGCCUCCCAAUCCGCAAAGCAGUGACGGCCCCUUCCUGAAUGACCCAGUCUCCUGGCAACCAGGCACCAAUCAGCACCCAGGAUCUCUCUCUGUAGUAACCACAGUGUGGGGCGUGACCAAUCCCACACACAGCCAGGUGUUCUGUGCACCCAUGGGUCCGGGUGAGAGCUCUGGCGGUCACAUGAUGCCUGGUGGCAGCCCCGGUAUGGGUCCUGGCAUGGGCUCCCAGUUCAUGGGCCAGCAGUCGUAUGGGGACGCUGUCUCGAAAGGUUACGGUCAGCCAAUCAUGUACGGACGUCCCAGUGCUGCUUACAACCCGGCCUCGGCGUACGGUGGAAGUUACUCUGGUAACAGUGGAGGUGCCGGUCUGGGUGUCCGUCCUCCCUCAGACUUCACUCAGGCUGCUGCCGCUGCUGUUGCUGCCGCCGCUGCCACAGCAACUGCCACUGCUACGGCAACUGUUGCGGCAAUACAGGAGAAACAGAACCAGGAGCUGAACUAUGGCCAGAUGGGUGGAGCAUCCUCUUACAGCACCCAGUUCCUGUCUCAUGCGGGCCCUCGCGGCCCUCCAGGGAUGGUCUCUUCCAGGCCCGGACCUCCACCUUCCACCGCAGGCCUGUAUCCUUCUCACCCUUCCCAGGGUCAGAAGAUGCCCCAACACGGAGGGUAUCCUGGUCCACAGCAGGGGCUCAAACGGCCUUUUCAUUCAGAGGGCUUUCCAGUGCAGCAGUACGGCUCUGGUGGGAUGUCAGGGUACCCCACCCAGCCUCUGCAGUACCCCCCUGGUCCACAGCAGCGAUGUGCCCCCUCACCCUCUUACCCCUCCAGUCGGAUGCCUCUCAUGGGGCAGUACACUUCUGGAUCACACAACCCGGCACAGUUCCCCCCUGGAGCCGGUCAGCCCAAUCCUCCACAGUAUUAUAAGUCGGAGCCAUUCAAUGGUCAGGGCAGCUUGCCAUCUGGAGGAGCAGGAGGAUACAAUGCCUUCACACAGGCUGCGGUCAACGGGCCAGGUCGGGGUGGAGUGAUGCCCGGAUAUCCCAGCUCACCAAUGGGAGGGAAUCCCACGCCUCCGAUGACACCCGGGACGUCCAUACCUCCCUAUCUGUCCCCGGGCCAGGACACGAAACCCCCCUACCUCCCACCGGACAUCAAACCCAACAUCAACACCCAGCAGGUCUCUACAGGUGAGACUCGACUCUGCAGUGAACUCAAAUCAGAAAGCAAAGAAGAUACUUGGUCAUCCCUUGCGAUAAGUAACCCGAGCGACGACCUGCGUCUGACGUUCCCGGUACGAGACGGCGUCGUGUUGGAGCCGUUCAGGCUGGAGCACAACCUGGCCGUCAGUAACCACGCCUUCCAGCUGAGAGACUCCGUCUACAAAACCCUCAUGUUGAGACCCGACCUGGAGUUGCAGUUUAAGUGUUACCAUCACGAGGAUAGACAAAUGAACACUAACUGGCCUGCGUCUGUACAAGUGAGUGUCAAUGCAACUCCUUUGUGCAUCGAAAGAGGGGACAACAAAACCUCCCACAAGCCCCUGUACCUAAAGCCAGUGUGUCAACCGGGACGUAACACAGUGCAGAUCACAGUCACCGCCUGCUGUUGUUCCCACCUGUUUGUGUUGCAGUUGGUCCACCGGCCGUCUGUCAGGUCUGUCCUGCAGGGUUUGAUGAAAAAGAGACUCCUGCCGGCCGAGCACUGCAUCACUAAGAUAAAGAGAAAUUUCAGUAGCGGUACUAUCCCCGGGACCCCAGGUCUGAACGGAGAGGACGGCGUAGAGCAGACGGCAAUCAAAGUUUCGCUCAAAUGCCCGAUCACGUUCAGACGAAUCCAGCUGCCAGCAAGAGGUCACGACUGCAGACACAUACAGUGUUUCGACCUGGAGUCUUAUUUGCAGCUUAAUUGUGAAAGAGGGACCUGGAGAUGUCCUGUGUGCAAUAAAACCGCUUUGCUAGAAGGACUGGAGGUGGACCAGUACAUGCUCGGGAUUCUUGUCUACAUCCAGAAUUCUGACUAUGAGGAGAUCACCAUAGACCCGGUGUGUGGUUGGAGGCCGGUGCCUGUCAAACCAGAUCUGCAGAUAAAGGAGGAGCCGGACGGUCCGGUCCUGAAGCGUUGCAGAACAGUCAGCCCGAGUCACAUGGUCCUGCCCAAUGUGAUGGAGAUGAUCGCCGCCCUCGGCCCGGCAUCGUCCCCCUACCACAGCCUGACUGCAGGGGGCAGGAACACCCCCGACUACAACAGGCCAGGUAGAGUCAAGAGAGAAGAUGGCAGAACAAUGACAGAACAAUGUCCCCUGUGGAGCCAGGGAUUCUCCAGCCAGGGAGGAUUCACAGACUUCCCCAACACUCCCGGCACCCCGACGCUCGGAGAGUACUCCUCCUCCGGCCCUCCACUCCCCUAUCAGUCUGAGCAGACGCCUCAUUCUGGACGAAUCGAACACGCCCAUAACAUUCUCCAGCAGCACAGUUCAAGUGUUCAUGGUAAUCAGAGUCUCGGUGACGGCGGCAGUCCACUGCCGCAGCGGAACAUCAAUGCCCAGAAUUCCCGGCUGCAGAGCGACGGCGGCUACGUUCUGGGAGGCCCCGGAGGACCUGGGGGAGAGGGGGCCGAUCAUGCACUAGACCUUCUUCCUGAGCUGACCAACCCGGACGAGCUGCUGUCCUACCUGGGCCCCCCCGACCUUCCCAACAACAGCAGUGAUGACCUGCUGUCUCUGUUCGAGAACAACUGACCACCUUCAGUCAUCUUCCAGCCUCCGCUUCUCUGUUUGCUGUAGCCCGGCCCUCAUUGGUUGCUCCCCCGUCUCUGCGGGCACCGACUUCUAGUGUGUGUGUGUGUGUGUGCAUGUGCGUGUGCGUGUGCAUAAAUGCGUGAGUGUGUAUGUGUGUGCGAGUGUACAUGAGUUGCGUUUUUGUGUAUCUUUUUGUCUUUUUUUGAAGUGUCCUGCUGUAAAUUCAUUCAGAGCGGUAUAAAGCAACAGGAGGGAACACGCUUGACAUGUGAACACUGUCUAUCAUGAAGAAUAUAACAGUACAUACUGUAGGCACUGACUCUGCAGACCAGCAUUUUAAACUAUAGCACAAAUCACAGGGUGAAGGAUUUAAAUAUACAGUAUUUAAUUUAUAGAUUUUAUUACUUGGAAGUGGAGGAUAACUGAAGCUGGGAUGUGUUUAUAGGGAGGUAACAGUGGUUCCCAAACUUUUUCUGUCGGGGGGGGCGCCCUUUUUUGCACACACGCAUUUUACUGGUAGAUUACUUUGUAGCGCAACCGCCGGAACUGUUUAUAUAAAAUAUAUAAAAAAUAUAAAAUCUUUAUCAUUCUGUUAAGUUUCCAGAGUUGUAAGAUCCUUUCUCGAUAUAUUUUGAACCACCGUAACCCCCAUCCUCCCAGUUUGGGAACCACUGCAUUAAAGCUUAAAGCUUUUGAUAUUCUAUAUUUUACUUAUUGUCAAAUACUUCCACGAAAAGACCAACACCAACAAUUUGUUAUUCCGUCUCUCAGUAUUUAAGGACUUCCUGUCUGUGGCGCCAUUGGUUCCUACUGAAGACGUAAAGCUUAAGAUUUGUCAUUGCACGUUAAACACAACAGAAUUUGGUCAAAAUACAAAUAUAUAUAUAUAUAUAUAUAGUGUUUUAAAAUUAAAAAAAUAACAUUUGUUGGGGACUAUUUUCAGUGGCGGACAAAUCCACAUUUGGUGCAACAGUGUGGCUCAUUGCAGGUUUUUAAUAGUUUGACAAUAGAGCUCUGUGGCACGGAGGAAGAAGAUGCAUCAGGUUUUCACACACACACACACACAUAUAAUACUUGUUAGUCGAUACAUGUACUAUUGGCUUUAGGAUUUAUUGACAAGAAAGAUGUUGAAUAUCACCAGACUUAAUCUUUAAUACAUAAUGAUGUAAGAUAAGGGCAGUGGUCACUUUCUUUGUUUUCUUUCUUUGAUCAGUCCGGAGUAAAAGAAAAGAUCCCAGUGACCUCCUCACCUAGGGACAAAACAAAGCCCAGCCUAUGAAGGCAGGGCCCAAAUGUAAAAUAGACAUUUUUUAAUACAUGAAGUUUAGGAGCGCGCUGAUGUUCAUUGUAUCUCUGACAUCCUUCAGCACUGUGAAAUAUAUGAAAGCUCCCAUCUUUCCCUCGGUUUGGUUUCACCCUCUUUCGAAGGGUUUUUCAAGCAUACUGUAAAUGAGUACAGCCGUGUGUCGUGGCAUUUUCUGCCAUUUGAAAGCUACUAGUAUGUUUUAAAAUCGUUUGACAUGUAUAACCCAUCAUGACACGGGUUUGUGUACUGUAUAAUCAGCUGUUUUCAUUAGAGAACGUGUGUGUAUCAAAUGAAUUGUUAAUCAUGGUAAUUUUAAUGUUAUUUAGUUGGAUAAUGGAUCAUUGUUGGCACUGUAUACAUACUGUAUGUUAGAAAAUUAUAAAGCAAUUGUAAAAAGGUCAUACUAAUGCAUGUAUGACAGAAAACAGUCAGCUGACAUUAAGUAAUGCAGAGGAAGACAUUAUUCUUAUUACCACUUUUUAAAGCUGACGCUUUUUUCUAUGAAUGAUUUUACCCUUUGUGGUCCAACAAGGCAACAAGAAAUAAUGUUCUUUGUCAAUUGAGCAACCAAUAAUGUUAUAUUUGGAAAUUAUGGGCUAUUUAACUGCAAAUUUGCUAGAAAAAAAAAGUUUUUUAAUAUGUAAACUAUUCCACAUAUUUUGUAACACAUUGUAAUUGCCAUUAUUUUCUAUUUAUUUUUAAAUCAUAAUCGUCAUUGUACCUACAGUUACCUUGUCCCUUUCCUGAAUCUCAGAAUCUGAAUUAAAAAUCACUUUAUUUGACAAAAAUAGUUUGUUUUGGAGGCUCUGGUAUUUAUUAAGUAUUCAAUACUGAGACGUUUCAUCGUUGGGUAUUUAUUGUUGCAGCUAUUGAAGAGGAGGUCAUUUUAAUUUAUAUGCAGUACUGUUUCAUAAAAUGCUACUUUAUACAA
Cottoperca gobio is the source of this 5550-nucleotide messenger RNA. It is a transcript of the gene zmiz2, whose product is annotated as zinc finger, MIZ-type containing 2. Gene Ontology annotation, cellular component: chromatin. Gene Ontology annotation, biological process: protein sumoylation; regulation of transcription by RNA polymerase II. NCBI's taxonomy places the organism in Eukaryota, Metazoa, Chordata, Actinopteri, Perciformes, Bovichtidae. Bases 545 to 3313 code for a protein of 922 amino acids. The transcript is spliced from 20 exons. Gene Ontology annotation, molecular function: zinc ion binding; SUMO ligase activity. The record is from RefSeq and is a predicted model, not a curated record.